Paramisgurnus dabryanus is the source of this 2971-nucleotide messenger RNA. The record is from RefSeq and is a predicted model, not a curated record. NCBI's taxonomy places the organism in Eukaryota, Metazoa, Chordata, Actinopteri, Cypriniformes, Cobitidae.
GCAUCCCGUCGCUCAGCAUCCUUCGUUGCGCUCAGCAUCCCACGACGGCCUUAAAAGCAACGAACGGAUCAGACACGAGCGAUCACAUCAUGUAGGCUGCUGGUGUAGUCAUGAAACAGCUAAACUAUUUCAGAUAAACGAGUAUAAUCGACAUCAAUUGUUUAUUUGUGCUAAUAAUCGAAUCGGAGCGAGCCCAUCCCUCAAAAUGGCUGAGAUCACCGAAAUACGAGCAGCGUACGAUAUGUCCCCGGUUCUGGCCGGGUUCAUUGGUGCUGGCGUGUUGGUCGUUGCUGUCAUUGCUUUAAUUUUUGUGUGGAGUUGCUGUCAAAAACACUACAACAGGACGAACUACAAGCUCCACGGCAUCCAAUCGGAACAUGGUGACCUUCUAACAGACCCUCCGUACAAGUUUAUUCACAUGCUGAAAGGAAUGAGCAUCUACCCCGACACGCUAACCAGCAGCAACAGGAUCAUACGGUUGGCCCGCCAGGCCAGGCCUCACACCACCGACGGGGAUCCGAUCAGCAGUGACCACGCAGCGGUGUUGGUAGAUAUGGAUUCAGCAGCGGAAGGCGGCCUGAUGGGAGAUAAAGAGAUGCAGAUGAGACUCGGGGAAGGUGCCAGUGAGGUUCCCAGGCUAGAGAGAGAACUUCCUGUGUCUGCCGAUUACUGCUGUCUGGAUAGCAGUUCUGCAAGCAGCAGUCAGACCUCCAGUACCACUGUUUCCAGUACAGCCACACCCUUUACCCCUGAUGAUGAGCCUAGGCGCGGGGAUCUUAGCAUUGCCGUCGACUAUAACUUCCCAAAGAAGGCCUUAGUGGUCACCAUUCUGGAGGCUCGGGGAUUACCGCCUGUGGAAGGCCAAUCAGGCAGCGCGGACCCCUAUGUAAAGAUGACAAUUCUACCAGAGAAGAAACAUCGUGUGAAGACCCGUGUGCUGAGGAAGACUCUGGAACCUGCGUUUGACGAGACCUUCACGUUUUAUGGCGUGCCGUACAGUUCACUGUCAGAUCUAACAUUGCACUUCCUGGUUCUGAGCUUUGACCGGUUCUCACGAGACGACGUGAUUGGAGAGGCGAUGAUCCCGCUGGCAGGAGUGGAUCCCAGUACGGGACGUGUUCAUAUCACUCAGCAGAUCACUAAGAGAAACAUGCAGUGUGAAAGCCGCGGAGAGCUCCUGGUCUCUCUUUCCUAUCAGCCUGUCUCUCACAGACUCAGUGUGGUGGUGUUAAAAGCAAAACAUCUUCCAAAAGUAGACAUCACUGGUCUGUCUGGCAAUCCCUACGUGAAGCUGAACGUCUUCUAUGGCCACAAGCGCAUCGCCAAGAAAAAAACGCAUGUGAAAAAGUGCACACUUAACCCUGUGUUCAACGAAUCCUUCAUCUACGAUGUGCCGGCCGAUUUACUGCCAGACAUCUCCAUUGAGUUCCUGGUCAUGGACUUUGACCGCACCACUAAAAACCAGGCUCUGGGACGCCUGGUGCUCGGCACAAACAGCCCCUGUCCCUCUGGCGCCGCCCACUGGCAAGAGGUCUGCCAGAAUCCACGACGCCAAAUCUCAAAGUGGCACACCCUCAUUGAAUAUUAGAGCUUCAGUGCACUCUCUCUCUGUACACACGCUCAGACGCAGGCACACAGAAAACAUGAUUUAAUAACAGGAUGCCUUUGUUGCCAACUUUAAAGAGAAGGUAACUGAUCUUCAAGAGGACUUGUGCGACAAAAAAGGACUUAAGCCAACUUGUGCAUCAUUCCUGUUGUGAUGAUGGGCCUCGGAAAUAAUCUUUUUAAAAGAAAUAUGACACUAAUUCUGUACAAUACAGACAGUUUCUCAAUCGUAUGCACACCAGAAGUAUAAAUCAGAACACAAACAUGCAUCAUAAAUCCUAAUAACCGAGACCAAAAUAUAAUAUGACAUGACAUGUUGACAGACUGUUACAAGUUUAUUCUGAGGUUUCUGUAAUUGUUCAUCUGAAACCGUACAAUGUCUAAGUAAACAGACCUGCCCAUGCACUGGCUUUCUCUGCACUUAUCGCAUGUCUUAAUGCUUCAUGUUUCACCCUGAAAACACGACAAAACAGGGCAUUGUGUGUACUGUGGCUCUGUGAUGCUGUCACACAUUAAAUAAGCAUCAUCAUCUCUAUGUGUGCUGUAUUUUCAAACAGCCUGUGAGCUCUUUUUUUUUUGGUGUAGGGAAUUAAAUUUCUCUGCCUAUCCUGUUACUCGCAUUCAGAUGACCUUGUGAUGAUCAGUUCAUGAUUCAUACUGAUUCUCCUUUGAAUCAGCAUGGCACUGAUAUGACGCAAAGGUUGUAUGAUCUACACUAAAAGAUGAUUUGUUCUGUUCUACUCUGACCGUAAUGUUAGAAACAGACAUUUUAGAGAUUCUUGCCGUGUCACAUUCUCCACAGCUAUAAUAACCCUUUAGGAGCAGACUUAUGCUUGUGCACAGAUUUCUGCAUUCACCUUUGAAAAAUCUGGCCCUGAAAAUGAUUAUUCUGCACUGCUUUGCACUCUGAAUGUCAAUUUUUAAAAUUUCAUACACCAGAGCUUCAUCUUACUAUUUGACAGAGCUCCACUGUUUUAUAGAUUUCUUUAUUAUGCCAUUACAUUAGAUUCUCUUUUAUCUGUGGUUUUAAAUGUGGAUUAUAUAGAGAUAGACACAGAGGUGUAAAGUACCCAAGUAUUUUUUACUUUACUCAAGUAUAUUUUUUCAAGUAUCUGUACUUUAUCAGUUUGUUUUUCCUUUGGCGAACUCUUACUUUAAUACAUUCCGAUGCAUAAUACUGUACUUUUUACUUGACUACAUUUCAUAAAAACUAGUAAUUCUUACCUUUAAUACUUUACUUUUAUAUAAACUUUUACUUCAGUUAAAGUAAUUAAAGGGAUAGUUCAUCUAAAAAUGAAAAAUCUGUCAUUAUUUACUUACUCUCAUUUUUACAAACUUGUAUCAAUUUUUUUGCUCUAAUGAACAC